Messenger RNA from Polistes dominula (European paper wasp), 879 nucleotides. It is a transcript of the gene Alg13, whose product is annotated as Alg13 UDP-N-acetylglucosaminyltransferase subunit. Gene Ontology annotation, molecular function: hexosyltransferase activity. Gene Ontology annotation, biological process: dolichol-linked oligosaccharide biosynthetic process. NCBI's taxonomy places the organism in Eukaryota, Metazoa, Arthropoda, Insecta, Hymenoptera, Vespidae. The record is from RefSeq and is a predicted model, not a curated record.
UUGGUAAUAUCUAAAAAUAUAUAACAUCAUCUCUGUGAAAUAUCUAAAAAGAAUUUAUAUUAAUCAUCGUAAAAUUCAAAGUGCAACGCGAUUAUAAAGCGAUUCAAAGAAGAAAUGGUGGGGGUAGUUUAAGACAUGCGCAGAAGAGUCAAUAUGAUAGUCAUAAUCAAGAGAUAAUGGUUGCAGAAAAAAGUAGGAAAUAAAGGAUGAUGAAUUUUAUUUUUGAAAUAUUCGAUAUUAAUAUCUUGUUUUUUUAUAUAAAAAAUUAAUUAUUAAUUAUUAAAUAACAAUGGUUUAUUAACAAUUUAAUAACUAUUAUAUAAAGUCAUAAUUUCUAGUAAAGAAAUGUCAGAAAGAAAAGUUUUUGUAACAGUUGGUACUACAAGUUUUGAUAAUUUGAUUUCAACAAUAUUAACUCCUGUAGUGCUUCAGGCAUUAAAUUUGAGAGGUUAUAAUUAUUUAUCUUUACAAAUAGGUAAAAGUUCUUUAAAACCUGAUUGUACACCUCGAUAUGGUAUCAAACAUAUUGAAUAUUUCCAAUUAAGUUCAUCUAUCGAGAAUUAUAUACAGGCAACUGAUUUAGUAAUAAGUCAUGCAGGAGCAGGAAGUAUUUUAGAAGCCUUGGAAGCUAAAAAACAUUUAAUUGUAGUUACUAAUGAGUUACUUAUGGACAAUCAUCAAUUAGAAUUAGCUCAACAAUUAUAUGAAGAUAAGUAUUUAUUUUAUUGCACUUGCGAUACUUUAUUAAAUACUAUUCAAACAAUGGAGUUAAAUAAGUUAAAACCAUUUAUGUCAGAUGGAAGUAAAAAUAUUGUUAAUCAUUUAGACCGUAUCAUGGGUUUUAGAUAAAAUAAAGUAUGUUUCUAUUUAUAAAACAUA